CCUAUCCGAUUCCUUCCUCGUCUUCUUCCUUCCCCUAUGAGUUUACCGUUGCAACAAUGUCUUCGCUUCUUAACCUCCUGAGAUCAUACCGACCCUUUUCUCCAAUUCGUCUCUAUUCUUUUCCCGCUUCUCGACGGCUCUUUUGCUUUGGAACCCAAAUUCAGUUCAAUCCCAGAAAGGGAACUUACGCCCGUCGCUGUUUCACGGCUCUUGCCACGUCUCAGGCGUCGAGAACCGCCGGAGCCGUUGGAAUUUUCGCCGGAAGUGAUUCGACUUCGGAGCUAUGGCUUCACAACACGAUGAGCAGAAAGAAAGAGCUGUUCAAGCCCAAGGUUGAGUCUAAAGUAGGAUUGUACGUCUGCGGCGUCACGGCUUACGAUCUCAGUCACAUCGGCCAUGCGCGCGUGUACGUCACGUUUGACGUCCUCUUCAGGUACCUUAAGCAUCUAGGAUACGAAGUGUGUUAUGUUCGAAAUUUCACCGAUGUUGAUGACAAGAUAAUUGCCCGAGCAAAUGAACUGGGGGAAGAUCCGAUCAGUUUGAGCAGACGAUUCUGUGAGGAAUUCAGCCGAGACAUGAUGCAGCUUCAAUGUUUACCACCUUCUGUUGAACCCCGUGUCUCAGACCAUAUGCCACAAAUCAUUGACAUGAUCAAGCAGAUUCUUGAUAAUGGCUUUGCCUAUAGAGUUGAUGGGGAUGUCUACUUCUCGGUUGAAAAAUUCCCAGAGUACGGAAGAUUAUCUGGGCGAAAAUUAGAAGAUAAUCGUGCAGGUGAGAGAGUUGCAGUUGACUCAAGGAAGAGAAAUCCUGCUGAUUUUGCUCUGUGGAAAACCGCCAAGGAAGGGGAACCCUUUUGGGAGAGCCCUUGGGGGCCUGGAAGGCCUGGAUGGCACAUAGAAUGCAGUGCCAUGAGUGCAGCUUAUCUCGGUUACACUUUUGACAUACAUGGUGGAGGCAUGGACCUUGUCUUUCCCCACCAUGAAAAUGAGAUUGCUCAGAGUUGUGCUGCUUGCAGCAACAGCAACAUCGGCUACUGGAUUCAUAAUGGCUUUGUUACUGUCGAUUCUGAGAAAAUGUCAAAAUCGUUAGGGAACUUCUUCACAAUCAGAGAGGUUAUAGACCUUUAUCACCCACUUGCUCUGAGACUCUUUUUAAUGGGAACCCAUUAUCGCUCUCCUAUCAACUACUCUGAUUUCCUGCUCGAGAGUGCUUCUGAACGUGUUUUUUACAUAUAUCAGACGUUACAAGACUGCGAAAGCGUUCUGGAGAAGAGUGGUUCGCCUCUUGAAGAUGAUUCAGUCCCAUCUGACAUUUUGAAUGGCAUCAACAAGUUCCAUAGUGAUUUCGUUGCCUCAAUGUCAGAUGACCUUCACACACCCGUAACUCUGGCUGCACUCUCAGAACCCUUGAAAACAAUCAACGAUCUGAUUCACACACGAAAGGGGAAAAAGCAAGCGAGAAGGGCAGAAUCACUCGGGGCUCUAGAGAAGACGAUAAGGGAAGUGCUCACCAUCUUAGGGCUAAUGCCUGCAAGUUACAAAGAGGUUCUGCAGGAACUACGAGAGAAGGCUCUGAAGCGAGCUGGAGUGACAGAGGAACAAGUCCUUGAGAGAAUCCAUGAAAGAACGGACGCGAGGAAGAAGAAAGAUUACGUGAGAUCUGACGUCAUUAGAAAGGAACUGGCCGCUCUUGGGAUCGCCCUGAUGGACAGUCCCGACGGCACGGCUUGGAGACCGGCCAUGCCCCUUGCGCUCCAAGAAAACUCAGACUCAGCUUGAAAGUUGCCUUGCUGAUAACCACCAUUAUUUAUUUUGGGUUUUGUAUGUUUAAUACUGGAUGAGCUUUUCAAUUAUUAAAACUCCGAAGAUGAGAAAAUAAAAAUAUUAUAUUCAUAUCAA
Messenger RNA from Tarenaya hassleriana, 1898 nucleotides. Its product is annotated as cysteine--tRNA ligase, chloroplastic/mitochondrial. Gene Ontology annotation, cellular component: cytoplasm. Gene Ontology annotation, biological process: cysteinyl-tRNA aminoacylation. The coding region runs from base 57 to 1778 and encodes 573 amino acids. The record is from RefSeq and is a predicted model, not a curated record. Lineage: Eukaryota; Viridiplantae; Streptophyta; Magnoliopsida; Brassicales; Cleomaceae. The transcript has 9 exons. Gene Ontology annotation, molecular function: ATP binding; cysteine-tRNA ligase activity.